This is a messenger RNA of Capsicum annuum, 2026 nucleotides long. Its product is annotated as syntaxin-81. Gene Ontology annotation, cellular component: endoplasmic reticulum; membrane; SNARE complex. The record is from RefSeq and is a predicted model, not a curated record. The transcript is spliced from 9 exons. Gene Ontology annotation, biological process: retrograde vesicle-mediated transport, Golgi to endoplasmic reticulum. Bases 890 to 1843 code for a protein of 317 amino acids. NCBI's taxonomy places the organism in Eukaryota, Viridiplantae, Streptophyta, Magnoliopsida, Solanales, Solanaceae.
CUCUAACUCAGAGGUAGAAAUUAUUUACGAUAAACCCUCGACUCAAGAAAUUUUACCACAAGCUUAAUCUUGGAAUAUCCAUCUUUCCCAUCAAACUUGGGAUUAUGUUGUCCAACCUUUCGUGUGAGAAUUGAGAUAAAUUAGUUCAAGGAUAUCAUAAUCCCGAGAUAAUUUAAUCCGCCAAUCAGACGACCCUUGGUAAUCAAAUUCUGAAACUUUCUACUGGAGAAGAAUGAAAAGGAGUUUUAGUGCUUGACAAGAAAGACUUAAAUUUGUUUGUCAUUUUUAAGUGUUUGUUUAUAGCCGACCUAAACUAAUCUUUGGAUUGAGACGCAGUUGAUUCAUUGAUUUUCUAAGCAUUUCUAACUAUUCAAAGCAAUCAAUUUCAUUCUCUAAUCGUCCACGAUCCAAGCAUUUGAAAUCCAAAUUUGUCCAUCUAUAUGGGCCACGUUUUCUGAAUUUCAUUUUCUGUAGAGUUUUAUGCGGAAGGAAGAAUAUCUUCGGUUUUCUGCUGGGGUAUACCAAACUACUAUAUACCUUUGAAACUGCAUCAUUUCAUAGGGAGUAUCUUCUUCUUUUUCGGGUACACUUCGUUCACUGACCACCACCGGUCGGCCGACACCGGAGACGGAGUAGGCGCGCCGGAAACAGGUAAGGGUACUCUCCCCAGAUCUCCCUAUCCCCCUUCUCUCCCCCCUCUUUCCCUUUCUCUCCCCGUCACUGCUAUCGCCGGCGGGACUAGGGCUCCCUUCGGCUCGACUCCUCGGCUGCGGCGAAGUGUAAGGGGGUAGCACCGGUCAAAGCAAGUGGGUACGAAGACGCCGGCGACGCUCCGGCAGCUAUUCCGACAUCGAUAUUGUCUUAACCAGCAGCACACAGGCAUACCGGAAUGUCAAAAGUUAGAGACAGAACGGAAGAUUUUAAAGAUGUUGCACGUCGAUCAGCAUUGUCUUUGGGAUACGAUGAGUCUAAGACAGCUGCCUUAUUGGCAUCUUUUAUCAUGCAUAAACCUCGGCAAAGGUCAGGAUUCACCAGAGCUACUCUUAAAACGCUGGAGAGCAUUGGGACUCUAGAGCAAUUUUUGAUGAAACACAAGAAGGAUUAUGUUGAUUUGCACCGUACGACUGAACAAGAGAGGGAUAGCAUUGAGCAUGAAGUUACUAUUUUUGUAAAAUCAUGCAAAGAGCAGAUAGAUGUUCUCAGAAAUAGUAUAAACGAGGAAGAUGCAAAUUCAAAGGGAUGGCUUGGAUUGAAGGGUGACAAUCUGAAUGCUGAUACUGUAGCACACAAGCAUGGAGUGGUUUUAAUUUUAAGUGAAAAGCUUCAUUCGGUCACAUCGCAGUUUGACCAGUUGCGGGCAAUACGCUUUCAAGAUGCUAUUAACCGAGUGACACCAAGAAAGAAACGUAAGAACACUACCAAAUCAAAUGCUACAGAGAUCUCAGCUUCUAGUAGCUUGGAUCCUGACAUGAAAAGGGACUCUGAGGUCAGGGACGCUGAUGUAUCACAAGCAGUCCCUAUAAGAGUCCAAGAACAACUUUUGGACGAUGAAACUCGUGCGCUCCAAGUAGAGCUGAACAGUCUCUUGGAUUCUGUUCAAGAAACAGAAACAAAGAUGGUGGAAGUGUCUGCGUUAAACCAUCUUAUGUCCACUCAUGUUUUGCAACAGGCCCAACAGAUAGAGCUUUUAUAUGAGCAGGCAGUUGAAGCUACUCAAAAUGUGGCACUUGGUAACAAAGAACUGUCACAAGCCAUUCAAAGGAACAGCAGUAGCAGAACUUUUCUUUUGCUCUUUCUGUUUGUACUUACAUUUUCAAUCCUCUUCCUAGAUUGGUACAGUUAAUUAUAGGACAAUUAAUGGGAGUAUAGAACGUAAAUUAUCAAGUAAUGUGUUGUGUAACGUUACUAGAAAUUUGGAGGCAGUUAUUGUUUCUACUGGCCCAUGCCCAGCAAUAUUGAACUUUGUCUCAACAGUUUCACCAUAUUGCACUUUGAUUCCACAAUCAAAUAAUGUAAAUUGCGUUAA